Messenger RNA from Quercus robur (English oak), 6972 nucleotides. Its product is annotated as putative disease resistance protein RGA3. The coding region runs from base 392 to 4144 and encodes 1250 amino acids. Gene Ontology annotation, molecular function: ADP binding; protein binding. The record is from RefSeq and is a predicted model, not a curated record. Lineage: Eukaryota; Viridiplantae; Streptophyta; Magnoliopsida; Fagales; Fagaceae. The transcript is spliced from 22 exons. Gene Ontology annotation, biological process: defense response to other organism.
AUGCAUAUAUAUGGAUCCCUUGCGUUGCGUAAAUGUUAAUCUCCUAACAGCAUCCAACAAAGCUUGAGCGAGCGUAAUAAACAUCAGAUGGUCCUUUAGCUUUUCCUCUGAUUCUUUUCUUCCUUCUUUUGCUUUUUCUCUCAAGGGUUAUGCUUUUCUUUGUUUGGUGGCAAAGAUCUUGUAAGAAUUAUAUGCCAGCAUACAACAGGAAGUUGUCCCUACAUAAUUGCCUUUUAUAAUGUUGAGUGCCCGUGAUAGAUUCCUUGGUUCUUCCUGUUAAAUAUAAAAGCAGGAAAGAAGAACAUCUGUAGCACCUCUAAUCACUUUCGCAAAUCCAUUACCUUAGUUUCUUUCAUUUGCUUCUGAUAUCUAUCAAACUUCAACUGCAAGUAUGGCCGAACCUCUAGUUUCUGCUAUCUUGGAUCAGUUUGUUUCAAUUGCUGCUCGGGAGGCGGAACAAGAGAUAAGAUUGGUAGUUGGUGUUAAAAAAGAAGUCGAAAAGCUUGAACGCAAACUCAAAACCAUCCAUGCAGUGCUUGAGGAUGCUGAGAAAAGACAACUGACAGACACAGCUGUGAAGGUUUGGUUACAAGAGCUCAAAGACGUAUCCUACGAGAUGGACAAUGUGCUGGAUGAGUGGAACACUGCAAUGAUCAAAUCAGAAAUUGAGAAACAAGAAAAAGCUGAAAGCUCCCCUAUUCUAAAGAAGAAGGUAUGCUCUUUCAUCCCUUCCUCUUUGUGUUUUUUUCGUCAAUUUAAAAAACUUGGUUUGCGUCACGAUAUUGCUCACAAAAUAAAAGAACUGAGUGGAAACUUAGAUGAACUUCACAAAGAGAAUGCCAGGUUCGAGUUUAGGAUUUACUCGAAUAGGGAUACUGAAGUAGUUGCUCGACCAAAAACUACCUCCCUUAUUGAUGUGUCUAAAAUAUGUGGUCGUGAUAAGGAAAGGAGUGAGCUAGUGAGCAACCUCUUGGGCAAGGGUAGCCAAGAAGAAAAGAGCCCCCAUGUCAUCUCCUUAAUAGGCAUGGCAGGUAUGGGAAAAACAACUCUUGCCCAACUAGCUUACAAUAGUGAUGAUGUGCGGGCCCAUUUUGAAAUGCGAAUAUGGGUAUGUGUUUCUGUUCCUUUUGAUCAGAUCAGGGUUGCCAAAGCAAUCAUUGAAUCUAUUGAACGUCAAUCCCCCAACAUUUCUGAAUUGCAAAAUCUAUUAGAUAGAAUUUGUGAUUUGAUUAGGGGAAAGAAGUUUUUUCUUGUCUUAGAUGAUGUGUGGUCUGAAAAACACAAUGAUUGGGAGCCAUUCAAACUUGCACUCAGAUGUGGGGCUCAAGGUAGUAGAAUUUUGAUCACCACACGUAAGGAGGGAGUUGCAAAGAUGGUAAAUAGUGCUUAUACCAUCAAUUUGGAGGUACUGUCUAAUGAAGACAGCUGGUUGAUAUGCAGUCAAAUGGCAUCUGUUGACAGAGAUGAUGAGCAACUAGGAAAACUUGGUCGAGAACUAGCAAAUAAGUGUAAGGGCUUGCCACUAGCUGCAAAGAUUCUAGGAAGUGUCAUGGGCAGCCAAAGAAGUAGGCAAAAAUGGAAGGACCUUUUGGACAGUAAUUUAUGGGAAUUAAAAGAAGUUAAAGAGGACAUUUUUUUAGGACCAUUAUUAUUUAGUUAUAAUGAGUUGCCAUCAGCAAUAAAACAAUGCUUCUUGUAUUGUGCUCAAUUUCCAAAGGAUUAUCCCUUUUCUAGAAAUGAGUUGGUCUACCAAUGGAUGGCACAAGGAUAUUGUGGCUCAAAAUCUAAUAUGGAGGAUACGGGAGAAAGGUACUUUGAAAAAUUAGUUAUGCACUCCUUCUUCCAAGAUUUUGAGAAAGACGACAAUGAUGAUGAUAAGAUAAUAAGAUGCAAAAUGCAUGAUGUGGUUCAUGACUUUGCCCAAUUUAUGUCAACAAAUGAAUGCGUCACAAUUGAUGGUGACAAAGAGUUGGGGACAGAUUGUAAAAGUGUCCGUCAUUUGACAUUAGAAUUAAAGGAGGAAACACAAUUUCCUGUAUCUCUCUAUAGUGCAAAAAAUCUACGGAGUCUUUUUCUACGAACUCCUUAUUUUGGAAGAAUGGUCUUCUCAUCUGAUUUAUUCCUACAUUUGACAUGCCUCCGGUCAUUGAAUUUGAAAGAUAGUUCCUUUGAGAAACUUCCAAAUGAAGUGGAAAAAUUAGAACAUUUAAGAUUGCUCAAUUUAUCAGGUUCUAACAUUACAGAAUUACCUGAAAUGAUGUGUAAUUUAUGUAAUUUACAAACACUGGAUAUUAGUGGUUGUGGUGAAAUUAUGAAAUUACCCCAAGGAAUGGGUAAACUAAUUAAAUUGAGACAUCUUCUUAUUGAUGAGUGUGAAGGAUUGACCGAACCCUUUCCAAAAGGGAUUGGAAGAUUGAGUUCUCUCAGAACAUUAAACAGAUUCAUAAUAGGUGGUCUAAACAAUUUUGGAGAGUGUAAACUUGGAGAUUUGAAGAAUCUAGUCCACCUUAAAGGGUCUCUUGGGAUAGAAGGCCUGGAAAACGUAACAGAUGUACAAGAGGCUGAAAAUGCACAACUAAAAAAUAAGAUACACCUCCGUAAGUUGAGAUUACAGUUUGGUGGGGAAGCUGAGGAUGAUGAGGAUGAUGAGGAGGAUAGAAGAGGGGAGAAUGAUGAAUUAGUUCUUAAUGCGUUGGAGCCACAUCCAGAGUUGGAGAGUUUAUCGAUUCAUUACUACAGGGGUACAGGGUAUCCUAAUUGGUUGAUGUCUUUGACCAUUUUGAAAGAGCUUGAGCUUUAUUCGUGGGAUAAUUUAGAGCAAUUGCCUCCUCUGGGGAAGCUGCGUUUCCUCGAAUCAUUAGAUAUUAGUGAUUUUAGUAGUGUGAAAAAGGUGGGUGUUGAAUUUUUGGGAAUAGAAUCCAAUAGGAAGAAGGAUGAGGAGAUGGGAUCAACAUCAACAUCAUCACUUAUCUUAUUCCCUAAUUUGAAAUCUCUCCGUUUUAGCAAUAUGGAAGAGUGGGAAGAAUGGGAUGGGAUGGGAGAAAGUGGUGUUUCAGAAUCAGUUUUAAUUAUGCCACGUCUUCAGGUUUUGACUAUUUACUCAUGCCCAAAGCUAAAGGCACUGCCCAAUUGGGUGAUGUCUUUGACCAAUUUGAAAAAGCUUGUGCUUGAUUCCUGCAAUAAGUUAGAGCAAUUGCCUCCUCUGGGGAAGCUGCGUUUCCUCGAAUCAUUAUAUAUAAGUGAUUGUAGUAGUAUGAAAAAGGUGGGUGUUGAAUUUUUGGGAAUAGAAUCCAAUAGGAAGAAGGAUGAGGAGAUGGCAUCAACAUCAACAUCAUCACUUAUCUUAUUCCCUAAGUUGAAAUAUCUCGAUAUUAGGUUUAUGGAGGAGUGGGAAGAAUGGGAUGGGAUGGGAGAAAGUGGUGUUUCAGAAUCAGUUCUAAUUAUGCCACGUCUUCGGGUUUUGACAAUUUGCCAGUGCCCAAAGCUAAAGUCACUGCCCAACUUCCUCGAGAAAACUUCGUUAGAGGAAUUGACUAUCGAUUGUCGAAUUUCCAAUUGGAUGACGUUGGCAUGCCAUUUACCCAGAUUGAAAUCACUUACAUGUCACAAUCUGAAUAGCGGAGAGCAUUUUCCCACUUUGGGGAAGCCGCGGUUCCUCGAAUCAUUAACGAUAUGUGAUGCGGAAAGUGUGAAAAAGGUGGGCUUUGAAUUUUUGGGAAUAGAAGAAUCCAACAACAACAAGAAGAAGAUAGACGAAGAGAAGGGAUCAACAUCAUCAUCAUUAUCUUCACUUGUCUUAUUCCCUAAUUUAAAGUCCCUCUCAUUUUGGAGGUUGAAAGAGUGGGAAGAAUGGGAUGGGAUUGGAGGAACAAUGAGAGAAGAAGAAGCACAAGAAAGUGGUGUUACUAUCACUAUUAUGCCACGUCUUCAGGAAUUGCGAAUUCAUAAUUGCCCCAAGCUGAAAUCGCUGCCAGACUUCCUUCCUACAACUCCCUUAAAGAAUCUGGAUAUCGAAUAUAGUCCAAUUCUCAGUGAAUGUUGCAAAACAGAUAUAGGAGAUCAAUGGCCCAAGAUUUCUCACAUACCCAACAUCCUUAUUGAUUAUAGAUCUGUGCGAAGAGAUGGUCGUCCAAUGCAAACUUGAAUCUCAGUUAAGGCCUUAUUAAACCAGAAAUCAAAUGAGAAGCAUAUCUUGUGCUGGAGAAAAUUUGCAUGUAUGGAUGCAUGUUUGUAAAACACCCACAAAAGAAAGGCUUGCAUUUUGUAUUGCAUACUGACAAAUGAAAGGUCAUUAAGUUUAAAGAGUUUGAAUCCAGAGGAGUGCAUGUGGUUUUCUUGUCCUUUCGAUUGGAGUGUUUCAUGCAAAUAAAGAGAGAGAGAGUAGGAUGUUAGCACUGGGAUAAGAGGGAAUAACUAGAUAGAAGUCUGUUGUUUGUUUGUCUGUUUAUGCCAUCCAUGGUUGAAUAAUUUUGGAAUGACGAUGUAGAAGGUGAAGAGUAGUAGACUGGACCAGUUCAAAAAUUCCCCAAAUUCUGGAAUCAAGGCCAUUCAACUUUUUGUUUAAUAUGGGCACUUAGAUUAUAGUUCUCCUACAGAGGCUGAAGUGAUUCUUUACAUUGAAGAGUGUGAAGUAUAAGAGGUGACCACCAGUCAAGAAGAAAAAAUUACAAAUACCUUGGCUUUGUUAGUUGGUUGGAAAGAGUUGGAUACUCUUUUCUGGAGCAACAUUCGUGGAACGGUGGAAGUGAAUAACAUUUUCUUAAUAGCCUAUUACAACUUCUUUGCUGCCUCAAUCUUAUCCUCACUCGACAAGUUUCCUCUAUGGUUAUGGUUUAUUUCCUUCGUGAUAUAGGGUGAACUCCAAACUGUGUCAUUUGGGAAAGCACAUCUUGCACAAGAGGGAAUGGUCAUGCAAAAAACUUUGGCACCAUGAUUGGAACAUCUCGAGGGGUCAGUUGCAUCUCCAAAGCUGUCUGCAGAAUUCAGGAGCAGAGCAUGUUGCAAAAUUUGUACUUUCGUGGAGUAGAUGGGACUUGGAAAGAACUUCUGUGAUAUUAAUAUGUGGAAACUAGAAGGUGUGCUCUCAAAGUUGUUAUGGAUGGACUUCCUAAAACCAUUGAUAAAGACAUUGGAAGUCUGGGAUGCUUUGAAUAAUUUGUGGCCACAGAAAAAGGUCCUUGCUGUUUACAUACCGUAAACAAGACUCAUUAAGCCCGUGUUUGAAGUUCUACACAUAGAGAAUGGUGUUGUGCAUUACAGAUGAUUACAGAAUGCUGAAGAUAAAUGUACUUUGUAACUACUCCCUCUCCCUCCAUUUCUGGUUGAGGCAAAGUGUGAUUUCUCUUCCCUCUUUCUCUUUUCACCUCUUUUUGGAGCCAUAGCUCUCUUGUUUGAUCACACAUUUAUUUACUAGGGUGAGUUGGGAACUGUGAUGUGUUUGGAUAAAACAUCCCAUGCAAGAGAGACUAGUGGACAAGAGAAGAUUGGACCAAUUAAAGAAAAAAAAAAAAUCCAAAUUUGUCAUCAGAAUGAGCAAAAAAUAUAGGUAUUGAAGCCAUAUAACUCUUGCCUUUGAUAAGGGUACCUCAAUUCUAAUUUUCCUUCAGGGUCGAGGAAUACUUAGCCUUCAUUCUGGCUAGACAUCAUGCAAAAUGUUGUGUUCCCUUGGGCCUCAGACAUUGGGCCAGUCUAUUUGGUGACACAUAAAAAGCAACCGAGGCUAGAGUGUUCUGUGGCAUGCUUGGGAAGCAACCACCGGGUAGAAGAAGAUAUUACAAACAUCCCAACUGGAAGAGUGUGGGCAUGGGAGGUGAACUUGAAACAAUGUUCCUCAUGGAAGAAAAUCUUGUGCAAGAGGGAAACGUCAUAAAUUCAUUUAUGAGGAUUUUCAGGUGAACUUGAAACAAUGUUCCUCAUGGAAGAAAAUCUUGUGCAAGAGGGAAAUGUCAUGCAAAAGUUGCAUUUACUUGGAUUAAAUGGAACUUGAAGAGGUACUCUAUGAUCUACGUGGUAAGGAAAUUCGGGUUGGCGUGAAUAUUGGUUUUCUUGUUGCAGAGGAAACUAGAAGGUGUGCAUUCAAAGAUAUUGUGGCUGGACCCCCAUAAAACAUUGAUAGUGGAACUCCGGUUACAAAGUCUUUUGGUUCUGACACUCACAUGGAUGAGGCCUAACAUGCUGUAUUGAUGCCCAUGUUUGAAGUUGUAAGCAUUGAGAAGGAUUUGCACGCUGCAGUGCAUAUUUUGAGAAAGGGACUUGAUGGGGCAUUUUGUCAUAUAAAUUUGCAAGCAAUGUUAUCCUGUGUAUUUGCGGCUAGAGAAUUCAAGGUAGCCACUUAUUUGCAUAUACGUGAAAUUGAAGGCCAUAAAGUACAGGCUAUGGUAUUGUGUAUCUCAUUCAACAUGUAGUCUUGAACAUUUGGUGAAGCAUAUUUUAAAUUGGUGGGAAUUAAUAAGCAACGAUGUACCUCAGAAAGCCACUUCUUACAUUCUGGUACAAGUACAGUUGAUUGCUAAAGCUCUACACAGUCAAAUGACAGAGCUCCAACGGGCAAAAUGGAAAAUCUCUAUGCUUGAUUUGUAGACACAACAGUGUUGAUUGAUGAAGCUCCAAUGCUCCAUUAACAUAUCAUAGGCGCAUUAAUGUAGCAUGUCAUGGAGUUCAAGAAACAAUAUCGUGAAGCAGUGGCACACUGCACACCAAGAAAUUUAUGACCAGUGAACUCAGUUUUUCAAUUUUGAGCCUAGAAUUUGCAUCCAACAUUUACAUGUAAUUCCAGAUUUUUGAACCUUUUGUGUGCUGUGACUUGUGUAUAGCCAUGAAGCUUUCGGGAGUAUGCAUUUAUUUUCCAUCAUCCUCCUUUGACAUGCAUGUGAUGCUACUCAUGGAAAUUUUUUUGUAAACUUGCUUUCAUCUGGAUUAUUGAUGGUGUCCAAUAUGGUUGUGGUUUUACUGCGGUGAACUAUUUGAUGUUCA